Molecule: messenger RNA, 2788 nt
Organism: Cavia porcellus (domestic guinea pig)
Lineage: Eukaryota; Metazoa; Chordata; Mammalia; Rodentia; Caviidae
Gene: Ercc3
Product: ERCC excision repair 3, TFIIH core complex helicase subunit
Exons: 15
Coding region: 145-2493 (782 amino acids)
Biological process (GO): embryonic organ development; hair cell differentiation; transcription initiation at RNA polymerase II promoter
Cellular component (GO): nucleotide-excision repair factor 3 complex; transcription factor TFIIH holo complex; transcription preinitiation complex
Molecular function (GO): hydrolase activity; DNA binding; 3'-5' DNA helicase activity
Source: RefSeq, a predicted model, not a curated record
CGCCCCUUCCGCCCUGGACUCAGGGCGGGACUUCCGGAACGUGGAUGCCGCGCCUCCGGUGCAAAUCGGAAGUUCCUCAAAAGUCGGCUUCCCUGGGCGAGGGGUAGGUGCUUUGCUCUGCGCUUGGAGGCUGUGGCCGCAGACAUGGGCAAAAGAGACCGGGCAGACCGCGACAAGAAGAAGUCCAAGAAACGGCACUAUGAGUGUGAGGAGGAAGAUGAAGAUGACGCCGCUGGGAACGACUCUCAGGAGGCGGUGCCUUCGGCCGCCGGGAAGCAGGUGGAUGAGUCCGGCACCAAAGUGGACGAAUACGGAGCGAAGGACUACAGGUCGCAGAUGCCCCUGAAGGACGACCACUCCUCCCGGCCCCUCUGGGUGGCUCCUGAUGGCCACAUCUUCUUGGAAGCCUUCUCUCCAGUUUACAAAUAUGCUCAGGACUUCCUGGUGGCAAUUGCAGAGCCAGUGUGCCGACCAACCCAUGUGCAUGAAUACAAGCUAACUGCUUACUCCCUGUAUGCAGCUGUCAGCGUUGGGCUGCAAACCAGUGACAUCACUGAGUACCUCAGGAAGCUCAGCAAGACUGGAGUCCCUGAUGGAAUUCUUCAGUUUAUUAAGUUGUGUACUGUCAGCUAUGGAAAAGUCAAGCUGGUCCUGAAGCACAACAGGUACUUCGUUGAAAGCUCCCAUCCCGAUGUCAUCCAGCACCUCCUUCAAGACCCAGUGAUCCGGGAGUGCCGCCUGAGGAAUGCUGAGGGGGAAGCCACUGAACUCAUCACAGAGACUUUCACGAGCAAAUCUGCUAUAUCUAAGACUGCAGAAGGCAGUAGUGGGCCUUCUGCUUCCCGAGCGACAGAUCCACAGGGCAAGUCGGACAUCCCUAUGGACCUGUUUGACUUUUAUGAGCAAAUGGACAAGGAUGAGGAGGAGGAAGAAGAGACACAGACGGUAUCCUUUGAAGUCAAGCAGGAAAUGAUUGAGGAACUCCAGAAACGUUGCAUCCACCUAGAGUACCCAUUGUUGGCAGAAUAUGACUUCCGGAAUGAUUCUGUCAACCCUGAUAUCAACAUCGAUCUGAAACCCACAGCCGUCCUCAGGCCCUAUCAGGAGAAGAGUCUGCGGAAGAUGUUUGGGAAUGGGCGUGCACGUUCUGGUGUCAUUGUGCUUCCUUGUGGUGCUGGGAAGUCCUUGGUUGGUGUGACUGCUGCAUGCACAGUCAGGAAACGCUGUCUGGUGCUGGGCAACUCAGCUGUGUCUGUGGAGCAGUGGAAAGCCCAGUUCAAGAUGUGGUCCACCAUCGAUGACAGCCAGAUAUGCCGCUUCACUUCGGAUGCCAAGGACAAGCCCAUAGGCUGCUCCAUUGCUAUCAGCACUUAUUCCAUGCUGGGCCACACCACCAAGAGGUCCUGGGAGGCUGAACGAGUCAUGGAGUGGCUCAAAACCCAGGAGUGGGGCCUUAUGAUCCUUGACGAGGUGCAUACCAUUCCAGCCAAGAUGUUCCGACGGGUGCUCACCAUCGUGCAGGCCCACUGCAAGCUGGGUUUGACUGCAACCCUUGUCCGGGAAGAUGACAAAAUUGUCGACUUAAAUUUUUUGAUUGGGCCCAAACUCUAUGAAGCCAACUGGAUGGAGCUGCAGAACAAUGGCUACAUUGCAAAAGUCCAGUGUGCUGAGGUUUGGUGCCCAAUGUCGCCUGAGUUUUAUCGGGAGUAUGUGGCGAUCAAAACCAAGAAACGAAUCUUGCUAUAUACCAUGAACCCCAACAAGUUCCGAGCUUGCCAGUUUCUGAUCAAGUUUCAUGAAAGAAGGAAUGAUAAGAUUAUUGUCUUUGCUGACAAUGUGUUUGCCUUGAAGGAAUAUGCUAUUCGGCUGAACAAACCCUAUAUCUAUGGGCCUACAUCCCAGGGAGAAAGGAUGCAAAUUCUCCAAAAUUUCAAGCACAACCCCAAAAUCAACACCAUCUUCAUAUCCAAGGUAGGUGACACAUCAUUUGAUCUGCCAGAAGCAAACGUCCUCAUUCAGAUCUCCUCUCAUGGUGGCUCCAGGCGACAGGAGGCCCAGAGGCUAGGGCGAGUGCUCAGAGCCAAAAAAGGGAUGGUUGCAGAGGAGUACAAUGCCUUUUUCUACUCGCUGGUGUCCCAGGACACACAGGAAAUGGCUUACUCCACCAAGCGACAGAGAUUCUUGGUCGAUCAGGGUUAUAGCUUUAAGGUAAUCACAAAGCUUGCUGGCAUGGAGGAGGAAGAGUUAGCAUUUUCCACAAAAGAGGAGCAGCAGCAGCUCCUACAGAAAGUCCUGGCGGCCACUGACCUGGAUGCAGAGGAGGAGGUGGUGGCAGGAGAGUUUGGCUCCAGAUCCAGCCAGGCGUCCCGGCGCUUUGGCACCAUGAGCUCCAUGUCUGGGGCAGACGACACUGUAUACAUGGAGUACCAUUCGUCACGGAGCAAACCUUCCACCAAGCAUGUGCACCCGCUCUUCAAGCGCUUUAGGAAGUAAUGCUGGGGUGUGCAGGACUGACCGUGGCGUUACAAGGUCUUUUGCACACAGCAUUCUCUUCCGCACCUCUAUGCUUCCCACCGUCUGGUCCGUGCUGGUCCACACGCCUGUCUUGGCUGUGUAACCAAAACUUCUCAGAGAUCUGGUGGAUCACCCAGGGCUUCAAAAAGGAAAGAAGACUAUUUUUGGAUUCUCGGACUUUAUAGACAGUAGGUCAUUCAUAUAUAGAAAAAGUUGUGCCAUUUAAGGCAUAUUUAUCUUGAUGUUCUGCUGAAUAAACAGAAAUGAAACAGUU